This is a messenger RNA of Hevea brasiliensis (rubber tree), 1522 nucleotides long. Its product is annotated as NAC transcription factor 47-like. Gene Ontology annotation, biological process: regulation of DNA-templated transcription. The coding region runs from base 234 to 1427 and encodes 397 amino acids. The transcript has 4 exons. Gene Ontology annotation, molecular function: DNA binding. NCBI's taxonomy places the organism in Eukaryota, Viridiplantae, Streptophyta, Magnoliopsida, Malpighiales, Euphorbiaceae. The record is from RefSeq and is a predicted model, not a curated record.
GAAGGCAAGUCCUUUAAAAGGACAAUUGGGUAGCAAGUCAAUAGGUAGGACUCCUUGAAUCAUAAAACAAUCGAUUCUGCUAUUAUCUGCUGCAGCAGUAGCCGAACUGAGCCAAAAAAUUUCCUCGCCUGACGGAAUUUUGGAGCUGUGUUUCCGGAGAUCUCCACAAAUUUCAUUCAUCAAAAGUUCUUUGUCUGUCAAAGAAGCUUUCAUCUUUUCGUCAGAGCCCUACUAUGAAGGAGGACCAACAUAAGUGGGAGCACGUUGCAGUAACAAACCCUAACACUACUUAUCUGAACCCUGUGUAUACUUCUUCUUCUUAUGGCUAUGCCAUAGAUGCUACUUCAAACAAUAGCGGCAGCAGCUGCAGCAGCCGCAACAAUACUGAUGCUUCUCUUGAUCCUGUGGUUAGCCAGGGCAAUGAAAUUGUUACUGCUUAUCAUCACGGGGCUUCAGAUUUUGACGAAGAUGCUUAUUUUGAUUCAUUCCCUGCUGGAUAUAGGUUCAAACCUUACGAUGAAGAGCUUGUUGUUCAUUACCUGAAAAAAAAGAUUAUGAAUAAGCCUUUGCCACCUAACAGGAUUAAGGAGGUUGAGUUGUAUAAGUAUAAUCCUGAUACUCUUGCAGCAAACUACAAGUCAAAUGGGGAGAACGAAUGGUACUUCUUCACACCAAGAGAUCGUAAGUACCCAAAUGGAGAGCGACCCAAUCGAGCUGCUGGAAAUGGAUAUUGGAAGGCUACUGGAGCUGAUAAACCUAUUAAUUUUCAAGGUUGUAAAGUUGGGUUCAGGAAGGCAUUGGUAUUCUACCAAGGAAAACCUCCAAAUGGUGAUAAAACUGAUUGGAUUAUGCAUGAAUACAGAGUAAAUGAACCUCCUAAGAGAAAAAGAGGAGGAAAUGAUAUGAAGCUUGAUGAUUGGGUCUUAUGUAGGAUUUAUAAGAAGCUUGACAGAUCUUUAAGAGCUUCAACUCGACCACGAGUUCAAGUUGUCCAAGAUCACCAAACAUCAGAAAAUGGAAUGCUGCUGCCUGAAGAAUCCGAACAAAUUCCAAUGCCUACCAUGGUAGGGAAUUAUAGCCAAGGGAAUGAGAUGGUAUAUCUCAAUACAAAUGCUGCUUAUGCUCCUGCUUAUCAUUUGAAUGGAAUUGGGACAGUUAUUACUGAAUCUUUUGACGCUAGUCAAUUCGAGUUACCUUACUGUGGGAAUGCUGUUCAUCCACUGGUGGGAACUGCAGGAACAUCAACAUCAUCUUCUUCAUAUAUGCAGAGUUAUAUUAGCGAUGAGCAUCCUAUAGAUGAAUAUCUUCAUUAUCCGAAGGAAUUUUUUGCUGCACAAUGUAUGGACAAUAUUCUUUUGCCUCCGCUUAAGAGCUUUAGUCCCUUUCCCUACGAAGAAUAUGAUGAUAGUAAUAAGUAUCAAUGUUGAGGCUGAUAACUGACCUUUCUUUUUAAGUCCUGGUAGCUGGUUAGCUAACAUUUAUAUUUUACCUUGUUUAGAUGUUUAAUUAAUUUCCUAGGUUA